Messenger RNA from Prorocentrum cordatum, 351 nucleotides. NCBI's taxonomy places the organism in Eukaryota, Dinophyceae, Prorocentrales, Prorocentraceae. The record is from the annotation of a GenBank genome assembly.
AUGGUGGCGCCAUCCGUGCAGGUGGAAGUCGUGCCGACAGUGCUGAUGGAGCCCUGCAUGUCAUCCCAGUACCACGCUCGGAAGCUCGCCGCCUUGAUCUUCACGCUGCGGAUGGUGGCGCCGUUCGUCGUAACGCUCUGCCCGCUUAUGCUGCCGCUGCUGAUGGUGCUGGUGCACACGUUCUUCCGCACGCUCCUGAUGCUGCCGCUGCCGGUGGCGCUCACUUGCAUGAACCCGCCCAGCGUGAUCCGCAGGGCGUUGCCGCUACCGGUGGCGAGCACGCACUCGUUCUUGCAGCCGAUGGUGGCGCUGCACGUCGUGCCGAACCUACUCUCGCCGAGCGCCGCCUAG